AUCUCUUAUGCUUCUUGUAAUAACUGUAUGGAAUGGAUUGAUGGACCUAUAAGAGCGACUAACCGACGCGCGGCCUGUCAUGUCUAUAUAUAACCCAGUGGUUGGAACUUGGGAUUCUAAAAUAUAGUAGCUUCAAGUACCCAAGUUGUGCCAAAUAGUAUUUAGUUAAGUAUAUACUAUUUAUUCUUAUCUCCCUUGAAAAUGAAGGCUGUUGCAGCUCUCUUGGCUCUAGUGUCAGCCGUUCAGGCUCACUACACCUUCCCGGCUCUUAUUGCGGGCAGUUCGGCUACUGACAAGUGGGAGUACGUGAGGAAGACGACCAACUACCAAAGCAAUGGGCCAGUGACCGAUGUCACAUCAGAGCAGUUCCGAUGCUACCAACUCGCUCCCGGCAAUGAGGGUGCUAAGACCAUGACCGUCGCCGCUGGCUCAACCGUAGGCUUCACGGCCGAUGCUUCCGUUUCGCACCCAGGUACCCUACAAUUCUACAUGGCCAAGGUUCCCUCAGGCCAGAAAGCGGACUCUUGGGACGGUUCGGGAGCUGUAUGGUUUAAGAUCUUCUCUCAGGGUCCCAACAUUGCGCCCUCAGGAUUGACAUGGCCAAGCCAAGGCGCCAAACAAGUUACGACUAAGAUCCCAUCAUGCAUUCCCGCGGGUGACUACCUUCUCCGUGUCGAACACAUUGCUCUUCACAGCGCUGGCUCUGUCGGUGGUGCCCAGACAUACAUCUCUUGCGCUCAACUUACUGUAACCGGCGGUGGCAGCAAGACCCCGACCAACCUCGUCUCGUUCCCUGGUGCUUACAAGGCCACUGACCCCGGCCUAUUGAUCAACAUCUACUACCCAGUCCCGACUUCUUACACUGCUCCUGGACCUGCUGUGUUCACUUGUUAAUUUAAGGAAGGUAGUCGUUGGAGAUAGGGGCUACUAGUAGAUAAUAUCGGCGGGCAGAAUCGAGUGGUAAUUAUAGGCCCAAAUAAAUAAAUAAAAAAAGCAUUCGAAAACCUAA
Molecule: messenger RNA, 1009 nt
Organism: Hypoxylon trugodes
Lineage: Eukaryota; Fungi; Ascomycota; Sordariomycetes; Xylariales; Hypoxylaceae
Product: glycoside hydrolase family 61 protein
Exons: 3
Coding region: 202-894 (230 amino acids)
Source: RefSeq, a predicted model, not a curated record